ACCUGAAUCGACUCGUGUCGUGUCACCUCAUCAUCGGUUAUUCUGUUGGGUGAUGCCACACAGUACGUUGCCUCUUACGUGACAAUGCUUUUCCUGAACUUUUGAGCGUGAUCUUCACCCGUUCCUGUCCUGCAGUACUUGCGAGAUGGCAGAUCUAGGCGUCAUCGCUUCCAUUGUGGGUGUUGCCGGCGCAGGCUUCAGGCUGUCGCUGAUUCUCAACGCUGUCAGCUGCGAAGUCGCCAGCGCCGGUCUCGAAGUCCACCGCAUCUCGAAAUGUAUAACUCUCUUUUCGAUGAUGCUCAAACAGACCGGCACCCUUCUCCAGGCAGCAGAUUCCGUCCAUUCCUUCGAAGCCGUCGAGACUGCCAAAUCGAUAGCCGACGAAAGUACCAGGGUUUUUGAUGAAAUACGAGACAUGGUGGACCGCGUGCGCACCAAGUCUGCAGGCGAUGCAACAUCCCCAACGAUACAGCAAAAAUUCAAAUGGUGCUUCAAGAAGCACAGGGUGACAUAUCUACUGGCGCAGCUCGAGAGCCUACAGCUGAGCCUGUCUGUCAUGUUGCAGGUCAUCGUGCUGGGUAGAUUGAUGGCUUCUACAAACCGCAGUGAUCCUCCUGAGGAAGUCUCUAUCAAGUCAGAGGCGAUCAAACAAGAGCGUAUGGAAGCUCAAAACGCAGUCAUUGUCCGCUAUUGGCAAAUGAGCACAAUGGACAGGCUGUUUGAAGCAUCUGUCAGGGAGGAUGAGGCAGAACGCCGAGCGAGCGUUGACACUGAGACACCUCAUGACGAUGAGCUGUCCUUGAUCGCAACGAGCAGUUCCCACACGACGAACGAGCCUCCACCCCCUGAAUUCGCGCCCUCAACAGCCCUGAUCAAAUUGCCGGUGUUUUCUUUGGGUGAACUGGACCAGACGCUUCACAAAAUCAAAUGCUCUCCCAAAGACAUGAUCCAGGUCUCGGAUCAAGCUAUCGAUCCUUUACUCGAGAGGUGGACGAACUGGAGGGAAAUCCGCGAACGGAGACAUCAUCGGGACUCGGGCAUCCGUUUUGUGCCCUCUAUACAAAAUCUGAAUGAGGAAGAAGAAGAUCGCGCUUUCCAUGAACGAUUUCAAGAACGAGAAGAUAGCCCUCGAGGACAUCUUCUCGAAGGCACCACCACGGAUUGGAGACAACCAUACUCGUCGGCCGCCCGAUCGGAAGCACUACGGCGGAAAAGGCAGUACCAGAAAUAUCAGCCCAGCGUGAGUGCUGCCAGUAGUGACGUCGAAGAUUCGCCUGGAAGUUCCGGCUCCAAGAAGCGCAAGCCGCGGCGACAUAUCAUUGACUCUGGGUCCGAGUCGUCAGCUUCCGAGCCAGACAUUGCUCAACCAAAACCACGCCGCCGGAGUAGUGGUGGUCCGCCUUCAGGAGCGAAGCUGCCGUUCGCUGAUGGGCCUCCCAUCACUCACGCGUACACCACUGUCCAACCCCCAACCUGGGCCGCUCCCAUUGUCGCGAAUGGGCCCAGUCGCGCACCCUCCGAGACGUCCGCCCAAUCAACAGCUUCCAGAUUGUCCUCGCCCGCUUAUCAUCCGCCAGGCCAUCGCCCUUGGGCUACGCCUGAUCAAGCCAUUGGACACCAUAGUCUAUCAUCACCUCUACCACCGAUCCACACUGCGAAUGCUCCCAAUCCUUAUGCACCUCCACAAGCAAGGCAGCAAAGUGCUGGCUAUCCCCGGUUUGCUGGGCAGCCUCCGGGGCAAUCUGCUGCAUAUGUCGCACAUCCGGGUUCGCAAUCGAGAAGUGUGCCACAGUCAAGCAGUCGAAUGGGCCUACCACCUAGGCCGGUAUCUCAGGACGGUAAACAACCCAGGUCACCUUCCCGACUGUCGCAUCACAGCACGACUGCACGCGUGCAUAGCAAAGGCCAAGAUGACAGGCGGCAUCUGAAAGAGAAGAGUACCAAACAGAACCUAAAGGAGGGCGCCACCAAGGGUCUGCUGGGGGCUGGGGCAAUUGCAGGCUUUCUUGAAGCAUUGGAGGGUCUCAGCUUAUGAGUUAUGUACUACACAUGUGAGUGAUGCCAGUCACGAUGUAAAUGAUGCUAUACGGAAUUAUGGAAA
This is a messenger RNA of Exophiala viscosa, 2101 nucleotides long. RefSeq lists its product as uncharacterized. Lineage: Eukaryota; Fungi; Ascomycota; Eurotiomycetes; Chaetothyriales; Herpotrichiellaceae. The transcript has 3 exons. The record is from RefSeq and is a predicted model, not a curated record. Bases 146 to 2035 code for a protein of 629 amino acids.